This is a messenger RNA of Globicephala melas (long-finned pilot whale), 3026 nucleotides long. RefSeq names its product vesicle associated membrane protein 4 (gene VAMP4). NCBI's taxonomy places the organism in Eukaryota, Metazoa, Chordata, Mammalia, Artiodactyla, Delphinidae. Gene Ontology annotation, cellular component: trans-Golgi network; membrane; SNARE complex. Gene Ontology annotation, biological process: Golgi ribbon formation; SNARE complex assembly; vesicle-mediated transport. The record is from RefSeq and is a predicted model, not a curated record.
GCGCCUACUGUCUUCCCCCUCCCCGCUUUCUUCCUCCGCUUCCCACUCCUUCCUCCGCCCGCCCAGUCCUGCCCGCCCCGGAGAGCUGCCCGGAGCUCCCCGGGAGACUCAGGUUUUGUGAAUAACAUCUCCAGGCUGUGUCCAUCCAAGUCACUUAUUUCCGUGAAACUGCACCAACCAAGACUGCUGAUGAGAGAUGAGGAAGAGGAGUCAGAAAGGGAACGCAGGCUGGGAAAAGGGAAGCCUCUGCCCAGAUUCAAGCUUUUUGUGAAAUGAAAUACUAGGGGGGUUGGUGUGCUUGUUGUUUGCAUAAAGCAAAAAAGAAGCCAACAUUUGCUAAACAACAGGUGGUGAAGACUUAUUCUGCUGAGAAGUAAAAGCGUACUUCUUCACUAAAAAAGAUGCCUCCCAAGUUUAAGCGCCACCUAAAUGAUGAUGAUGUCACUGGUUCUGUGAAAAGUGAAAGGAGAAAUCUUUUGGAAGAUGAUUCAGAUGAAGAAGAGGACUUUUUUCUAAGGGGACCAUCUGGACCAAGAUUUGGACCUAGAAAUGAAAAAAUUAAGCAUGUUCAGAACCAGGUGGAUGAAGUCAUUGAUGUCAUGCAAGAAAAUAUUACAAAGGUAAUAGAAAGAGGGGAGAGACUAGAUGAACUACAGGACAAAUCAGAAAGCCUAUCGGAUAAUGCAACUGCUUUUAGCAACAGAUCCAAACAACUUCGAAGGCAAAUGUGGUGGCGUGGAUGCAAAAUAAAAGCCAUCAUGGCUUUGGUUGCUGUUAUCGUUUUGUUAGUGAUUAUCAUUCUUAUAGUUGUGAAAUACCGUACUUGAUUUGAUGACAGAUCUUCAUUAAACAAAAUCUGGGACAAUAAUAAUAAAAGAUUGCUGCAUAAUUUAAGUGAAACCCAUGUAUAUAACUUUCAAAGCUUCUUUUUCAAGAAAUUAAGAGGCAAGUAUCACUUCAAAUUGGAGCGUUGAGAAUGUCCCAUUAUCUUCUUCCCUUCCAACAAAGUGUGCUUUUAAUAAUUAUGUUUAAGGCGGGGCUGCCCUGGUGGCGCAGUGGUUGAGAGUCCGCCUGCCGAUGCAGGGGACACGGGUUCGUGCCCCGGUCCGGGAGGAUCCCACAUGCCGUGGAGCUGCUGGGCCCGUGAGCCAUGGCCGAUGAGCCUGCGCGUCCGGAGCCUAUGCUCCGCAACGAGAGAGGCCACAACAGUGAGAGGCCCACGUACCGCAAAAAAAAAAAGAAAAAAAAAUUAUGUUUAAGGCAAAGAUAACCAGCCUCGAUUUUGCCAUAUUCCAAAGGUCUAAUUUGAAACUAGAUACUUGCCAGUUCAUUAUUUGUAUAUAUAGUUAAACACUGAUAAUGAUAUUUCAUACUGUUAUUUUAAUGGCAUAAGGACUUGCAUUUGUUGCAUCAAGGUGGGGGUCAGGCUGGUGAUCAGGGAGCCUCUGUAGAGUACCAAAUCAUUAUGCCGAAAGACGUGUGUAACCAUUCCAUUGAUAUUUGCAAGAUUCUUCUCAUAUUACAAUUGCUUUGCAAGCAAUUUUCACAUGUUUAUGGGUGUAACAAAAGCUAAAUGUAAAUGUUGCUGCCUUCAGCUAUAACUAACAACAUUCCAGUAAACCUAUUUUUGACUGUAUAAGGGAAUGUAGUAAUUUUUUGGCAUUUGGAUUAUAGAAAUGGGAAAUUUAAACAGUGUGAAAAGCAUAGUAUGGUGUCAUAAAACUGGAAAUAAUAAAAUUAUUGGAGAGUGUCAUUGGAGUAUUUGAAAGUGACCAACAUAAAGCUAGAAGUCAUGGUCUGGUCUGUUUUCAGUUAGCCUCCAAUAAGGAGGACCAGUGCAAAUGUGAGUAAAUGAAAUCCACAGGUAUCUUGUCCCCUACUUUUCUUUUUGUUAAUAGCUUUCCUGUUUAACUUCAACUAGCCCUUUUACCAGAAGUGCUAAAAGUAGCAAAAUCAUCUGCUUAGAAUUUGCGUUUUUUGUAUUCCCUCUUUAUCUCCUGGAAAAUGCAUGUGAUAUGUACAAUCCAGUGUCACAUUAGCCAACAAUAAUGAAUAUAAAAAGUCAGGAGCCUAGCUAAUCAGUCAGUCAGAGUAACCAAAUGCUAGAGUCACCAUUGAUCUCAGUCUGUUUUUAUGAUAAAAAGUGUUGUUAACUUUAAAAUAUGCCACCCUUCUUGGGUUGUUUAAACAUGUGAAAGUGAACAUACAUAGUUCUCUAAUGUGUGUGAGGAAGAAGUUUUAUAAUAAAAUUGGAGGUUCUGCAGAAACUUGUGUACAUGGACAUCUUCACAAUGUAUAUAUAACUCUAAAUUUGAAAUAGGGAUAAUAGAAAGUACCAGUAUUUAAAUAAGAAAAAAAAUGAUCCUUAUUGCUUUGGUAAUUUUAAUUCAAAAUGUAUGAAACAUAGAAUCUUUGUUUUUUUGUUUUUUUUUUAAUUCUACAGGAUUAGUACUAAGAUGCAAAAAUGUUCUCUUUAGAAUGGAAAGAAUUUGAAGGGAGAAAGCAGAUUAAGAGGUAUUGAAGACACCUUCAAGUCAUGAAGAUCUAAAUAUAAUCGCUUAGUAUUAUAGUCUGCUAAGAACAUUUAAAAAGAGAUAAAGGUUUUACAUUCUCUGGAGUGUUUUCUCUGGUCUCUCCACUUUUCGUAAAUGUCAAUUACUGUAAAUAACAUAAUAAAUAAUAAACCCUUUGACAAAAGAGGAUACCCAGGAAAAUGAGCAUUUUUAGAAUUUCAGUAGCUAAUGUACUUCAGGAAUGGGAGUGUUUUAACUGAGUGGACAGAAUCAGUACUAACAUGUGUGUCCUUGAUUUGGGAUUGGAACUAGACUCACCAGUGGUUAAUUUUCCAUUUGUUGGUAUAGAAAUCUGGUUUCUUCAUAUCUGUCGGUGAAGAGGAAGAUUAUUUCUCAAGAAGAAUCCACAUUUCCAGUGUUUCUUUAAUAAAGUAUGCUUUUAAAUAAAGAAAUAAAAUUUAAAAAAUUUUUAACCAUGAAAAAUAAAGGAAAUAUUUAUAUGACAAUACCAUG